This is a messenger RNA of Armigeres subalbatus, 1494 nucleotides long. Its product is annotated as methyltransferase-like protein 25B. The transcript is spliced from 3 exons. The coding region runs from base 115 to 1473 and encodes 452 amino acids. NCBI's taxonomy places the organism in Eukaryota, Metazoa, Arthropoda, Insecta, Diptera, Culicidae. The record is from RefSeq and is a predicted model, not a curated record.
UUCCACCAUCAGCAGUCUCGCAUAUCCCGUUAUUUUGUGUUCAUUCAUAUUCUGCUGGUUUUCUGGAUUUACGCACGUUUGUUUACCUUUUAUGCUGAUGUGUAGAGAGCCACGAUGGACAAUGAAACAACGAAGCGAGAUUUACAACGCAAGCUACGAAAUUCAAAGAGAAUUAUAAGUAAAUACGAUUGGUUAAUCGAUUCAUAUGUUUUAGAUUUUUACGUGGACAAUCAUUGGGAGCAACUACCACCGAGCUGGAAACUGUGCUUCGAUGGGCUGGACGUUCGGGAGCUGAAAGGUCUCUUAACCGAUGACAAAUUCAACACACGGCAUUUGUGGCCAUUAUCUAUCCUAGCUUUACGAAUCCUUUUUCGGGAGUAUUGUCUGGCCCGGAAUCUCAAUAUAGAAACAGAUUUGGAAAAUGAACGAACCCAAUGUCGAGCUAAGCAGAAGUUGUUUGAUAAAUCAGUGAAGCUGAAAAAACGUCACGAAAUUGAAAAGUUUGGCGAACAGUGCUGGAAAACUGGAAGAAAAACAAAUGUUCAACAUUUGGUCGACAUUGGCUCAGGGCAGGGAAAUUUGGCUCGCACUUUGUGCUAUGGAUUUGAGUUCAAGGUUUGCUGCAUCGAACAAGAUGAAAAGCUGGUCGCAUCGGCAAGACUAAAAGAUGAAGAGGUCUCGUCGCGAUUGAAACGGCAGCUGAAAAUUGAAACCAAGCAUCACCCCGUCCAUCUCAGUAAGAAGGUGGACUUGGAGGCAAUUGAUCCUAGUCAGUUCGUUGAAAUGGUGAGGGAUGCCUUCAACGUAGAGAAGGAUGCUUCGUUUCAGUUUGGUCUCGUUGGAUUGCAUCCUUGCGGGGAUCUCGCCGUGUUCUUGAUGAAGCUCUUCCUAUCGUGCCCAGAAGCAAGAUUUAUUAAACUAGUUUGUUGUUGCUACAUGAAACUGAGUACCGCUAAGGAUAAGUGUACCAACUAUGGGUUCCCCAUGAGCACAUUCAGUAAACAGCUUGGGCUUGGACUGAGCUAUGAAGCAAGGGAAAUAGCUUGCCACGCAAUCGAGCAGUACAACCGUAAACUAGGUGGCGAUUAUGGAGAAUUAAAGGUGCAUGCUUUUCGAGCGGCAGUGGAGAAAAUUAUUGUCAAACUUUAUCCACAUUUAAAGCAUUCCGGACUACGAAGCACUAAGGUCACCGAUCUUAACUUUCGCCAAUACUGUGAUAAGGCAACCAAUGGAAUGGGGCUUGAGCUGCCAGCGGAGGAAUUGGAAUCAACCGAAACGGUGAACGAUUUGCAUCACUGGGAAAGGGUGGUCAAGUUCUACACGUUACGGUUGAUGUUCGCUCCGUUGAUUGAGUCGAUUGUGUUGUACGACCGUUGGCUGUAUCUGCUUGAACAGGGAAUCCAGUGCGGCUUGGACGUUAUAUUUGAUCCUAUAUGUUCACCACGGAAUCAUGCGUUGACUGGAGAAAAAUAGCUAAUGCCUAUUAACUCCGAA